Molecule: messenger RNA, 1203 nt
Organism: Batrachochytrium dendrobatidis JAM81
Lineage: Eukaryota; Fungi; Chytridiomycota; Chytridiomycetes; Rhizophydiales
Exons: 7
Coding region: 161-1165 (334 amino acids)
Biological process (GO): iron-sulfur cluster assembly; mitochondrial respiratory chain complex I assembly
Cellular component (GO): mitochondrion
Molecular function (GO): ATP-dependent FeS chaperone activity; ATP binding; 4 iron, 4 sulfur cluster binding
Source: RefSeq, a predicted model, not a curated record
GCGACCCAAUCAUUCACCAGUGUUGGUGUGCAUGCAUUUUAGUCAUAUUGCAAACCUUGUUUAAAGCUAUUUACGAUCGAGUGUCUGAUUCACUAGUCUGAUAUUCAAAUACUCGUUAAACCACCACAAUCGAAAAUUAUCAAUCCAUCAUCGAAUUAUCAUGUAUCGAGCAUCAAGACUGAUACCAAUCAAACACUAUACAAUUCUGUCCUUCUCUCGCAAACUAUGCACUGCUACUCGACCUGUUUUUCAUCAGAAUCCUCUGGGAAUUCCUAGUCAUCAUCAUGCAAAACAACAGGUGCAAGAAAGUCAAGCCAAAAGCAAGUUUAAUGAUCCAAACGAACCCACACUGCCUAGAUCUGCUCGUGGUUUACCUGUUCGUAAACCCAUUGCAGGUGUAUCGCAUGUCAUUGCUGUUGCAUCGGGAAAAGGUGGUGUUGGGAAAUCUACAACGUCAGUCAAUCUGGCAGUGGCUCUUGCAGCACUUGGACAACGAGUCGGUUUAUUGGAUGCAGAUCUAUUCGGUCCUUCAAUUCCAAAAAUGAUGAAUCUUCAAGGACAACCUUCUAUCAACCAAUCUAAUGGAAUGCUGAUUCCACUUACUAAUUACGGCGUAAAAUGCAUGAGUAUGGGGUUUUUGGUAGAUCAAGACGCUCCUGUUGUUUGGCGAGGUUUAAUGGUCAUGAAAGCUUUGGAACAAUUACUGCGUCAAAUCGAUUGGUCUAAUUUAGAUAUCCUUGUUAUCGAUAUGCCUCCUGGAACUGGAGAUACUCAAUUAACAAUCACUCAACAAGUUCCACUAUCAGGCGCAAUUAUUGUAUCCACUCCGCAAGAUGUUGCUCUUUUGGAUGCUAAAAAAGGAGCAAAUAUGUUCAAGAUUGUAAAUACUCCUAUUCUUGGCAUGGUCCAAAACAUGAGUUUUUUUUGUUGUCCAAAGUGUAAUCACCAAGAGUACAUUUUUGGAAAGGAUGGUGUGGUUGAAACGGCUCGAGCUAUGGAAUUGGAUAUUUUGGCUGAUAUGCCACUUCAUUCUGACAUUGUGACAACUUCUGACAGUGGAAAGCCUAUUACGAUUUCACAGCCCAGUAGCGUACAUGCUCAGAAAUACAGAGACAUGGCACGUACUGUCAUGAGCAAGCUUGGUAUAUCUACACCAUCACAAUAGCCGGAUUGGCAUAAUUGAAACAAUUUUCUAGCAAGCUU